AUGAAGAAUGCUAUAAGGACUGAAGAGGGUCAAGAAGCAGAUGGGAAAGUAAAACCUAAACCUCGUGCGAGGUUGGGUGAUGCAGAAAUCGUCUAUUUAUCAGAUAGUGAGCCAGAGGAUGAAGUAUAUCAUGAUGGUGAAGAGGAAGGAGAAGAAGGUGAUUGGUUGAAAGGUUAUGGGGAUGAUACAGAGGAUCUUCAACUGCAACAUCUCCGAUUGAAAACCCCCACGCUUCUCUCAUUAAAUUUGGGAAGGUUUAAACAACUCAAAAGAUUGUGUUUGAGACAAAACGAACUGAUAUCCCCCUUGCCGCCACAGGCUCUGGAUGGGUUGGAAGAAUUGGAAGAGAUUGAUUUGUAUGAUAAUCGUUUAGGACCCGUGGUGGAGGAUGAAGAAUUGAAAGGGUGCAAGAAUGUGACCUCCCUCGAUUUGAGCUUCAACAACAUCCGUCAUCCUCCCACAUUACCGAGUAUGAAACAAGUCAAUACUUUGUAUCUCGUCCAGAACAAGAUAUCCCACGUAGAAGAAGGAUGUCUAGAUUGGGCUGCUGGGAGUUUGAAGAGUUUGGAGUUGGGUGGGAAUAGGAUACGGGCGAUCGAGAACCUUGAUCAAUUAGUACUCCUUGAAGAGUUAUGGUUGGGGAAAAAUAAGAUCCGUAUUCUAGAGAAUCUUACAACAUUCACAAACCUCCGUAUCCUCUCCCUUCAAUCAAAUAGGAUAACAAAGAUACAAGGUCUGGAAAAUCUGAUAUCACUCGAAGAACUGUAUUUGUCACAUAAUGGUAUCAAGAAGAUUGAAGGUUUAGAGAAGAAUGUAAAGUUGACAACUCUGGACAUUGGAAAUAAUAUGGUUGAAGAGAUAGAGGGAAUUUCUCAUCUUGUUCAAUUGGAAGAAUUCUGGGCAAGUAAUAACCAAAUCCAAAAUCUUUCAGCUUUAGAAACUCAACUAUCACCACUUCCGAACCUCACAACGGUUUAUCUCGAAGGUAAUCCUUGUCAAAGCAACGAUGUUAAUUAUAGACGAAAAGUCAUUUUAGCUUUACCUCAAGUUCAACAAGUAGAUGCUACCUAUGUAAAGGUCAUGUAG
Molecule: messenger RNA, 1086 nt
Organism: Tremella mesenterica DSM 1558
Lineage: Eukaryota; Fungi; Basidiomycota; Tremellomycetes; Tremellales; Tremellaceae
Exons: 7
Coding region: 1-1086 (361 amino acids)
Molecular function (GO): protein binding
Source: RefSeq, a predicted model, not a curated record